Messenger RNA from Saccostrea echinata, 1751 nucleotides. Its product is annotated as kyphoscoliosis peptidase-like. The transcript has 4 exons. NCBI's taxonomy places the organism in Eukaryota, Metazoa, Mollusca, Bivalvia, Ostreida, Ostreidae. The coding region runs from base 7 to 1710 and encodes 567 amino acids. The record is from RefSeq and is a predicted model, not a curated record.
GAAGAUAUGAUAAUACCUCCGGGGCCGAAUACCAAAUCCAAGGACGAUUUACUGCCAGCACCGGAAAUACUAGAACUUAUUGAUGCGCACGUCAAAGAGACGCCCAGUGAAGUAUGCGCAACUGUAGCUACUCUUGCAGACUAUUUGACUCGUGAUUUUGACGAAAGAGUAGAGAAAGUUAAAUCCAUACACAGAUGGAUAACUACCAAUAUAAGAUAUGACGUUCAAGGCUUUCAGACACGAGAAUUUGGAAAGUCAUCUGCAGUUGACGUUCUAAGAAAGAAAUGCGCCGGUUAUCUUGGUUAUUGUAAUUUAUUUGCAGCAAUGUGUAGAUCCAUUGGAAUACCAGUAAGAACGCUACAAGGCUAUGGGAAAGACGACACGAAUAUUGAAGAAGUGGCGUUCGAUUUACAAUCCUCGGAUUUAAACCAUGCAUGGAACGUUGUUCAUAUUGGGGAUGAAUGGCGAUUUGUGGAUUGUACCUGGGAUGCCGGUUAUAUAAGCGAUUGCGGUAAAUUUAAGUGGUUGUCUAAUGACUUCUAUUUCUUGACAAAUCCAGAUUUCUUUGGUGUCAAACAUUUUCCUUUUAUUAACGACGAUUUAGAAACUAGUAAACAAUGGCAGUUAGUGGAGGAACCUAUGGAUCUUGAAACAUUUUCCAGAAGAGCUAUCUUGCAUGAAUAUGCUAUGGAAAAUGGUAUAGGACUUGUUACACAUGGAGAUACUUUGAUAGAAGUGAUCAGUGAGACAACCAUAAUAAUCAGUGGUCCAAGCAUACCAAUCGAGGACAUUUCUUGUGAGAUGGAAGAAAUUUACCAGUUUGACAAUGUUGUCCAUGACCAGUAUACCAUGGCCGAAAGAAUGGGACAUGAUGGGCUCAAAAUAAAGGUCAAACUUCCCACCAUCACGACGUAUAUACUUAGGAUAUAUGCAAAGAUGUUUUCUAAAGAAAACGACUUUGGAAAAGUGGCUACUUACAUUGUGAAGUGUUUGCAAGUUUCUAAAGAUAUGGAGCUAUUUCCGUCUCAUGGAAUCUGGGGUCCUGAGCUUUAUUACAAAGAUAUAGGGUUUGAAAAAGCAAUCGUAUAUCAGUGGUGGUAUGAAACAUCCUGUGGAGAAAUCGACCUGUACAUACCGGUCUGGAAGUCAAUGGAAAUAGUUCCUAGACUGCAGUCGUCAGAGGACAUUGAUGAGGUUGUGAACAGCGUACUAAUUCAAACCGAUGCUCGAUCAAUCGUCGCUAUAGCGCGCAUGCCUAAAAGAGGAAAUUACAAACUGACCAUAUCCAGAAAAAUGCCUGAUGGAUCAGACCUUCCCGCUAUUCACUAUCUCAUUACAUGUAAACACGGUUACAUACCCUAUAUGCCCUUUCCUAUAGCAUACCCAGUUGUUCAGCAGUUUAUGAUAACGCUUGUCGAACCGAAGAAACGAUUUCUUCCUGCGCGGAGUUACGUAAGAUUCCGUAUCAUUUCACCAUUGUUACAAACUAUUCGUCUUGGGGAGCAAACGUUCACGAAACGUAUAGGCGAUAAGUGGGAUUUCACUGUUGUGACUCCAGGCCCGGAAGAGGAUUAUAUGCUAUAUGGAGGAACUGCCGACUUCCGGACAAGUAUCCUUUGUUUCCGCACCAUCCAUUUUGUACCGGAACCUCAUGUUUGUGAGAGACUGAUAAGAACCUCACAGUCACGUCGGAGUCUCAAUAAUGUAUAGGCAAUAUGCAUUAACAAUCAAUGCACUAAUAAAUGUUGACA